This is a messenger RNA of Hyposmocoma kahamanoa, 1556 nucleotides long. RefSeq lists its product as uncharacterized. Lineage: Eukaryota; Metazoa; Arthropoda; Insecta; Lepidoptera; Cosmopterigidae. The transcript has 2 exons. Bases 67 to 1044 code for a protein of 325 amino acids. The record is from RefSeq and is a predicted model, not a curated record.
UGUUUAGACCGAUGCGCACGAGACAAAAAAGAAAAGGAUACAUUUGAUAAUCUUAUUGCACAUGUUAUGAGUUACGGCAAAAGAUAUAAAAUAAAUAACGAUAUUGAUGCCGUUGUCUACGAUCCAUUGAACUUAGCUCGUAUAUUGAGUGAUAUAAAAUUGAAUAGUAAUACAAUUAGAGAUAACCAAGGGGAACACACUCCCCUUGCUCUUAAAUUUGAUAACAAUGUAAGUACAAAUGAAGAGUUUCAACCUGUGACAAAGCCUGUUACGAACGUCGAUAGCAAUGAACGUGCACAUAAAGAAAUAAGGCAAGAAAUUGACCAAGUUUUAAAGGAGUUACAAAACGCUAAAAAGGUUGUUUUUGACACUGAAAAUGUACAACAAAGUGAUCACAAUGAGAAAUUCCAAAGUGCUAAGCCUAUUAAGUUCAUCGAUUUGGUCCUCGAAUUUGCAACAAAGAUAAAAAAUGCAACGUCAAUCAAACUCUCUAAUAACGCAGAUGCAAAGGCAAGUAUUGCCAACAAGAAUAUUAAUAAAAAUAAACAAAAAAAAGCAUCCAAUUCUAAAAAUUUCAGUUUACAAGAGCCUAAAAAAGUGCGUUAUCCACAGAAAAAACACGAAGGCGCUUUAGACCAUUUACACAAAAUUGUCCGAUCUGGUCCCAAACGUAAAGUCGACAGUCGAAAUAAAAAACAAGAUGACGAUAAUCAAAAAAAAAAUCGUAAUGGUGGAAUGGACUUCGCUAAUGAUGUAAUAGAGUCUUUACAAGAUUACCUUUACGCUCGGAGAAAGAGCAGAGAAAAACGAAUAACAGAUGAUGAACACGACUUUCACCAUCCACAUCCGAAACACAGAUUGUUACCAUUGACGAAAAAGCAGAAGAAAAAAAGACUGAAUGGACAGGUCAGCAGAAGUCUUAUAAAGUUCCGUCGAAACUUGCUAAGUGACAAAGUUGAAACUUAUGGGGCUCCGUUUGAGCUCGACAUUAAGGGGAUGGGGCAAGUCAAUUUUAUGAAAGCUGUACAGUUACUGAAUGUGUAAUCUGACCUUUCCACUUUGAUACGUUUUACCCAAAGUAUUUAUAGAGUAGACGCCACAACUAAUGUGGGCAAUACCUGCUGAUCACUGCGAUGCAAACAAAUCUCUAUAGUUUUCAGUAUUUACAAUAUCAACGCCAAAACAAAUCAAGUUCGCUGCAACUUACAAUUAUAAGCUGUUUUUUUUUUGACAAUAAAAAUAGUCUUUCCAAAGAUUUAUUUGAACAUAUUGCACCACACUGUUGGGCGCUUGAUACGCGUGCAAUCGUGUCUGUAAGCACAAUAUCGCCGGUAUUUGCUCUAAGGUAUGUGAUCGCAUUUCGAAUUUCAAGGUGCUGCUUUUACUACGUUACUACCAUAAUAUUACAAUAUGUUCCCAACAGUAGCGCAGCCUUUCAUGCUUUGCGAUACCACUGUACGUUCUUGUGGUGGUCAUAGUCAGAUAUCACAAAACAAUAAAUACAAUAGAAAUGGUUAAGUAGCGUCAGACGCGUGCCAAAAGGCCGAAAGCCUAUC